GAGGGUAGAAGAAGGAGCUUAGUAGAGAAAUGUAACUUUAGGGUCAGGUGAGAUUGGAGACGAUUUGUUUACAUCCAGUCAACCCAAUUAUCUGAGUUUCUGCAGCAAUAUUUAGGCGUAUGGGUGGAGUAAAUUAUUACAUAUGAACCCUCUGCUGCCAUGAGGUUGCUGUGUGCUCAAACAACCAUCUCUUGUAUGCAAAGUUGAAAUGUAAAUGAAUUUCAUUCACAUCCUCAGCACAAUUACAAAUUACUGUAUGUCAGGGACCUUUCUGGCUGUUCUUAAAUAGUUGAAAACAGGAAAGUUAAAUAAAUCAGUGACUGCUAGGAUUUUGUUGCAUUCACCAAUGAACAAAUUAGCUUGAACAUUUUUCCAACCGGUUCUAUAAAAAAAAAUUGUUUUUAAUGAUUACUCACCACUAUUUUUGUUCUUCUUUCUCUCCCCCUUUCUUUCUUCCUUUUUUCCCCAUCUUCACUCAUCAAUUAUUUAUUGAACACCUACUAGAUGUCUGGCACUAGGGAUAAAAAGAGUCCACAAUCUAGUGUGGGAGACAAGUAUAUAUGCAAAAAACCGCGAAGUGAUAGUGCUAUUAUUAAAUUAAUAAUUCAUGUGUUCAUUUAUCCUGCAAAUGUAUUGAGUGCCUGCUAUUAAGUGCCAGGCAGUGUGUUAGGCUUGGGAUAGAGACAUGAAUAAGGUAUAGUUUUUGCCUUCAAGAAAUUUACAACCUGGUAAAGAAAAAUAAACAGGUAAGUAAACAAAGGCAAUACAUUGUAACAUUUGUAAAAUGUUAAAAGAUCUCAAAGAAGGGAGUGACUCUGUGCUUUCCCUUGCAUGUUUGGAUACCCAUUGAAAGGAGUCUUUGCUGUGUUUUAAUGAAAGGAACUGUAAAAAGCACAUUUGUUCAUUUCACGUUUUCGAAUGCUCACUGUCUUUGUGUAGUGACAGUUUUGUAGUUCUUGAAUGACGAGCAAGCAUUGAGUUGGGGGAUCUAUGACUUUUCUCCUCAUUUGAGCUUAUUGUCCAAAACCUACACUAUCAACACCUUUUUAAGGUGGUAGAAUGAUUAAUGGUAUUCCUGAAAUACUCGACAGAAACCUGCUGAAUGUUAAAGCUUGAGAAAAGUCACAGUAACAAAGCAUUAUUGUGAUGGCGGGUAUGCAGAAAGUGUAUGCUGGCCUAGCACAUAUCUCAAAUUCUUGGAUCUCAGAACUAUGUAUUAAUAUAGGGGUUCCCUGUAAUGUAAUUUUAAAAAAGAUGAUGAAUGGCUGAUCAAAAACAUGGAGAAGAAAAUGGAUUUUUGUAGAUUAUGUAACUGAAACAUUUUCAACUAUCAUCUACUUUUACCUAAAUUUUUAUCAUCUCAGGAAAAAAAUUAUUUACAACCAAACACUUAUUGGGGUUAAUUGAGACAAUGGAUUUAAACUUGUUGCUUUCUUCAGAGGUGAUGUGCUAUAUAAACUCAAGUUAUAUAGUUAUUAUCUACAAUGUAGACUUAUUUGUGUGGGAAAAUGCUAACCAUAUUAUGGAAACAGUGCAGAUAGUAGGAGGGAAAAAAGGCAAAUCUGAUAAAUGGUAUACUUGAGAUUUAGAAUCUAUAAUUAACCUAAUAACAGCUGAAAACUGCUUUGAUGUCAUGCAGUGAACACCCACUAUCUGUCUGCAUACUGACUUCAUUUCAGAUGGUGUUCUAGAGUAUAUCAUAGUGGAAAGAGCACUGGAUGGGAGUCAGGGUUCAUAAGUUCUAGUCUAGCUUGGCCGUUGACUACCUAUGUGCCUCAUUUUCCCCACCUUUAAAAUGAAAUGGUUAUGGGCAAAGGUCUCUAACUAAGGUCCUUCUAGUUCUGCUGUCUCAUCAUUCUGUGAUUCUACAUCCCAUGCCUAUCAAAAGCAUUUUGACUUUCUUCAAGUUGCUUAAGCCAGCAUUUCAGUUAGAGUGUAUCCAGGAGCUUGUUUCCAUGGGCUGUUGGGAACAGCAAGGCCGUGCUUCUCCAGGACUUGAUAUGUCUUCUGUUAACUGCUAACAGUGAGCCAUACCACCUAAAAAGGCUCCUUUGGUAGCCUUAAAGAUUGAAAGGACAAAUGGACAGUGUUGAGAGCUCUGUGGAAGAGGAGACCUGAGAGACGUUGAUCAUCAUGGCCCCUUGGGAUUUGCAAAGAGGAAUGACUAGAACUGGGCCAUUCACUGCUGCCAGGUCAAAGGUCAGGUCAGGAAUAUGGACAAUGCUGGUGACUCCAGGUAGGUCUAGGAGGGUAAAUAAGCCUAUUUAGUCCCUCCUGAAUCUUGAGAAGAUCUGGGCAGCCAAGCUCAGAAAGCUAUUAGGAAGUCUCCUAAUUUAUGAAAUUACUUGGAAGAAAAAUGUGACAUUCAUUUUUUGUAAUUUGUUACCACACAGUCAUUGCAUUCUUACUUAACACUCACCAAGUUAAUCUACUUUAACAAUUCUCACAGUUCAAACAUUCACUAAACACACUUUAUGAUCCCUUAUUGCGUUAAAAAUCUGGUUUUGAUUGUUGCUAUUAUGCAACGGAUUCCCUAUAUCUCAGGAGUUUUAGUGUUGUUGAAAGACCUUUUGAGUUUUCUCCAGUUUUAGUUAAGCACUAUUAAAUAUAAUUCUCUGGUGGCAGAGAUAUAUAUCUAUUAUUAUUUUGCUAAUAAUAAGUUAACUUGGGGGUGAUUAUAGGAUGAUUUGGAGUACUGCCUUUCUUAGUGAUAAAAAGUAACGGCUAAUUUGUGACUAGGAUAUUAAGCCAGAUAACUAUAGCUAAUUUUGUGUGUGGAAUACAAUUAUAAGUAAAUUAAAGGCCUUUUAUAAUUGUUUCCAUCAUGGAAUUCCAGUAAAAAUGUACAUAUUUUCCUUAAAAUACUGAUUAACUUCCUGUAUCUGAUCAUUAAAAAAAAUAACUGUAUGCCUAAUAAAUAUUAUAAGAUGAUUCUUUUUUUUUCUUUUUUUUUUUUUUUUUUUUGCUUUUAUCUAGUUGCUUCCAAGAUCCGGUACUUACAGGAAUAUCAUAACCGAGUUCUCCACAACAUUUAUCCUGUACCUUCAGGAACAGAUAUUGCAAACACCCUGAAAUACUUUUCUCAGACCUUGUUAAGCGUCCUGCGAGAUGCUCCCUCUGAACGUGGCCUGCAAAGUCGUGAUGCUCACUUGUCAGACUACCCUUCUUUGGACUAUCAAGGCCUCUACGUGACUUUGGUGACUCUCCUGGAUCUAGUUCCUUUACUACAGCAUGGCCAACAUGAUCUUGGACAGUCAAUAUUUUAUACAACUACGUGUUUGCUCCCCUUUCUCAAUGAUGAUAUUCUGAGUACUUUGCCCUACACGAUGAUAUCAACUUUAGCUACCUUUCCUCCGUUUCUGCACAAGGAUAUUAUUGAAUAUCUCAGCACAUCUUUUCUACCAAUGGCUAUAUUGGGCUCCUCAAGGAGAGAAGGUGUUCCUGCCCACGUUAAUCUCUCCGCAUCAUCCAUGCUAAUGAUUGCAAUGCAGUACACAUCCAAUCCAGUAUAUCAUUGUCAAUUAUUGGAAUGCCUCAUGAAAUAUAAACAAGAAGUCUGGAAAGAUCUUUUGUAUGUGAUAGCCUAUGGGCCUUCACAGGUGAAACCUCCAGCUGUGCAAAUGCUGUUUCAUUACUGGCCCAAUUUAAAACCUCCUGGGGCAAUAAGCGAGUACAGGGGCUUACAGUACACAGCUUGGAACCCCAUCCACUGCCAGCACACUGAAUGCCACAAUGCAAUUAACAAACCAGCUGUGAAGAUGUGUAUAGACCCCUCCCUGUCUGUAGCUUUGGGUGAUAAACCACCCCCAUUGUAUCUCUGUGAAGAAUGCAGCCAGAGGAUUGCAGGGGACCACAGUGAAUGGUUGAUUGACGUUCUUCUGCCGCAAGCUGAAAUAUCUGCUAUAUGUCAGAAGAAGAACUGCAGUUCCCACGUUAGAAGAGCUGUUGUCACCUGCUUUUCAGCAGGGUGUUGUGGUCGUCACGGAAACAGGCCUGUUCGGUACUGCAAAAGAUGCCACUCAAAUCAUCACAGUAACGAACUGGGAGCUGCCUCGGAGACCCACCUCUAUCAGACCUCCCCUCCACCCAUCAACACUCGAGAAUGUGGUGCCGAGGAACUUGUCUGCGCCGUGGAGGCGGUGAUUAGCUUGUUGAAAGAAGCCGAGUUCCAUGCUGAGCAGCGGGAACAUGAGCUCAAUCGCCGGCGGCAGCUGGGCCUCUCCUCCUCCCACCAUUCCCUGGAUAACGCUGACUUUGACAACAAAGAUGAUGAUAAACACGACCAGCGGCUACUCAGUCAAUUUGGGAUAUGGUUCUUAGUGAGCCUCUGCACGCCCAGUGAGAACACUCCUACGGAAAGCUUGGCCAGGCUGGUGGCCAUGGUGUUUCAGUGGUUUCACUCCACAGCGUAUAUGAUGGAUGAUGAAGUUGGAAGUUUAGUGGAAAAGCUGAAGCCUCAGUUUGUCACCAAGUGGUUGAAGACAGUAUGUGAUGUUCGCUUUGAUGUCAUGGUCAUGUGCCUUCUUCCCAAACCAAUGGAAUUUGCCAGGGUUGGUGGAUACUGGGAUAAGUCCUGUAGCACAGUGACUCAGUUGAAGGAAGGUCUCAACCGAAUCCUCUGCCUGAUUCCCUACAAUGUGAUCAGUCAGUCCGUGUGGGAGUGUAUCAUGCCAGAAUGGCUGGAAGCCAUCAGAACAGAAGUCCCAGAUAAUCAGUUAAAAGAAUUCAGGGAAGUAUUAAGCAAAAUGUUUGACAUUGAGCUUUGUCCUCUACCUUUUUCAAUGGAAGAGAUGUUUGGCUUUAUUAGUUGUCGGUUCACAGGAUACCCUUCCUCUGUGCAGGAACAAGCUUUACUGUGGCUUCAUGUAUUAUCGGAGUUAGACAUCAUGGUUCCACUUCAACUAUUAAUCAGUAUGUUUUCUGAUGGAGUUAAUUCUGUUAAAGAACUGGCAAAUCAAAGAAAAUCAAGAGUCAGUGAACUGGCAGGGAACAUUGCAGCUCGAAGGGUGAGUGUUGCCUCUGAUCCUGGUCGACGAGUUCAGCACAAUAUGCUGAGUCCAUUUCAUAGUCCUUUUCAGAGUCCAUUUCGGAGUCCUAUGCGUAGCCCAUUUCGUAGUCCUUUCAAGAAUUUUGGACAUCAAGGAGGAAGGACUAUUGACUUUGAUUGUGAAGAUGAUGAAAUGAAUCUAAAUUGUUUCAUCCUCAUGUUUGAUCUUCUCCUGAAGCAGAUGGAGUUACAAGAUGAUGGGAUCACGAUGGGCUUAGAACACAGCUUAUCAAAGGACAUUAUUUCCAUUAUAAACAAUGUCUUCCAAGCCCCCUGGGGGGGCUCCCACACCUGCCAGAAGGAAGAAAAAGCAAUUGAGUGUAACUUAUGUCAGUCUAGUAUUCUCUGCUAUCAGCUUGCUUGUGAGCUCCUGGAGAGACUGGCUCCCAAAGAAGAAAGCCGGCUGGUGGAGCCCACAGACAGCCUUGAGGAUAGCCUCCUUUCUUCCAGACCAGAGUUUAUUAUAGGCCCGGAAGGUGAGGACGAGGAGAACCCAGCAACUAAGCAUGAGGAGAACCCAGGCAAUCGCACCGAGCCCAUGGAACGUGCUGCAAUAAAGAAUGAUACUGAAAGAAAGUUUUGCUACCAGCAGCUUCCAGUAACGCUGAGACUAAUAUACACCAUUUUCCAGGAAAUGGCCAAGUUUGAAGAGCCAGACAUUCUUUUUAAUAUGCUCAAUUGCCUGAAGAUCCUCUGUCUACACGGAGAGUGUUUAUACAGCGCUAAAAAAGAUCAUCCUCAGUUUUUAGCCUAUAUUCAGGAUCAUAUGUUGAUUGCAAGCCUGUGGAGAGUCGUCAAAUCUGAAUUCUCCCAGCUAUCUUCAUUGGCAGUUCCUCUCCUUCUUCACGCUUUGUCACUUCCUCAUGGUGCUGACAUCUUUUGGACAAUCAUUAAUGGCAAUUUCAACAGCAAAGACUGGAAGAUGAGGUUUGAAGCAGUGGAAAAAGUGGCUGUAAUUUGUAGAUUUCUGGAUAUUCAUUCAGUGACCAAAAACCACCUGCUGAAGUACUCCCUGGCACACGCCUUCUGCUGCUUUCUGACGGCUGUGGAGGACGUCAACCCAGCUGUGGCUACGAGGGCUGGUCUCCUGCUUGACACCAUAAAGAGGCCAGCCUUGCAGGGUCUGUGUCUUUGUCUUGACUUCCAGUUUGAUACUGUGGUUAAAGAUCGACCCACAAUAUUGAGCAAGCUUUUACUCUUGCAUUUUCUUAAGCAAGAUAUUCCUGCUUUGAGUUGGGAGUUCUUUGUCAACAGAUUUGAAACGCUUUCUUUGGAAGCUCAGCUACAUUUGGAUUGUAACAAAGAAUUUCCUUUUCCUACAACUAUCACUGCUGUGAGGACCAAUGUCGCUAAUCUCAGUGAUGCAGCAUUGUGGAAGAUCAAGAGGGCUCGUUUUGCAAGGAACCGCCAGAAGAGUGUGCGUUCCCUCAGAGACAGCGUGAAAGGGCCCGCGGAGUCCAAGAGGGCGCUCUCCCUCCCUGAGACCCUAACCUCCAAAAUCCCUGUGAGGUUGACCAGGCAUGAGCAGUCUGCUCCAGCUCUCGGUGGGACACCCGAACAGAUGCCAGGCCAACAAUCCCCUGAGAAUGACAACACCAUCAAGGACCUGCUCCCUGAAGAUGCUGGGAUCGACCACCAGACAGUGCACCAGCUGAUUACCGUGCUCAUGAAGUUCAUGGCCAAGGAUGAGAGCAGCGCCGAGUCAGACAUCAGCAGCGCCAAGGCCUUCAACACGGUCAAGCGGCACCUGUAUGUCUUACUUGGCUACGACCAGCAGGAAGGUUGCUUCAUGAUUGCACCUCAAAAAAUGCGCCUGUCAACUUGUUUUAAUGCGUUUAUUGCAGGAAUUGCCCAAGUUAUGGACUAUAACAUUAAUUUGGGAAAACACCUUCUCCCCUUGGUGGUUCAGGUGCUCAAAUACUGCUCUUGUCCUCAACUACGGCAUUAUUUCCAACAGCCACCUCGUUGUUCUCUCUGGUCCCUAAAACCUCACAUCCGGCAGAUGUGGUUGAAGGCCUUGCUUGUCAUCCUUUACAAGUAUCCAUACCGAGACUGUGAUAUCAGCAAGGUCCUGCUGCAUCUGAUUCACAUAACAGUCAAUACACUCAAUGCACAAUAUCAUAGCUGCAAGCCCCAUGCCACGGCAGGACCUUUGUACAGUGACAACAGUAACAUAAGCAGAUACAGCGAAAAAGAAAAAGAAGAAGAUAGUGUUUUUGAUGAAUCUGAUAUUCAUGAUACACCUACUGGACCCUGCAAUAAAGAGUCUCAAACUUUUUUUGCAAGAUUGAAAAGGAUAGGCGGCAGCAAAAUGGUGAAAUAUCAGCCGGUUGAGAUGAAUGUUCAGAGAAGUGAAAUAGAACUGGCUGAAUAUAGAGAAACGGGUGCAUUACAAGACAACAUUCUACACUGUGUGAGAGAAGAAAGCAUUCAGAAAAAGAAGCUGCGCUCUUUAAAACAAAAGUCUCUUGAUAUAGGGAAUGCAGACUCCCUCUUGUUCACACUAGAUGAGCACCGUAGGAAGUCCUGCAUAGACCGGUGUGACAUAGACAAGCCUCCAGCCCAAGCUGCUUAUUUCGUGCAAAGACAGCAUGACCAUGGACGGUCUAGACAGAACUCUGCUACGAGGUCUGACAAUGCCGAAAUCCCCGAGAACCCAGCUCUGGAAGGUUUUCAAGAAGCUCGGAGGCCUGUAAUACCAGAAGUUAGGUUAAACUGCAUGGAGACAUUUGAGGUGAAAGUGGAUUCCCCACUCAAGCCUGCUCCCAAAGAGGAUUUAGAUCUGAUAGACUUGUCCUCAGAUUCAACAUCUGGGCCUGAAAAACACUCUACGCUCUCAACAUCGGACAGCGACUCCCUUGUGUUUGAACCUCUUCCCCCUCUCCGAAUAGUAGAGAGUGAUGAAGAGGAGACCAUGGACCAAGGGGACGAUGGUACCUCUGGUAAGGAUGCUGCUUCCUCUCCCUCCAUCCGCAACCGCCCCUCUGUCCUCAGCCUCAGUACGACGCCCCUCGUGCGAGUAAGCGUGGAAGACUGUUCCAAAGACUUUUCUCCUAAGGACUCAGGAAAUAACCAGUCGGCGGGUGACAGGGACCCCCCUCUCAUAGCUCUGGAAGACCCCACGGACUCCGAAGAAUUAUCAAAGCCUGAGGAGCUGCAAGGGUUUUCCUGUGGCAGCCCGCUCACGCUUAAGCAAAAACGAGACCUCCUUCAGAAGACGCUUGCUCUCCCUGAGAUGUCACUGGACGAUAACCCUGAGCCCAGCACUGAGGAAGCGAAGCCCGGUGGGCUGAUGCCAAGUUCAGGGGCAAAAACCGUCCUCCUCAAAGUCCCUGAAGAUUCGGAGAAUCCAAUGGAAAGUGAGAAGCCAGACGCCAGUGCUGAAUCAGACGCAGAACAGAACCCUGAAAGGAAGGCAGAAGAGGAGGGAGCUGAGGAAUCUGAAUUUAAGAUUCAGAUUGUCCCCAGGCAGAGGAAACAGAGGAAGAUUGCGGUCAGUGCCAUCCAGAGAGAGUACCUUGACAUUUCCUUCAACAUUCUAGACAAAUUGGGAGAUCAGAAAGAUCCAGAUCCUGCUACUAAAGGACUUUCAACUUUGGAAAUGCCACGAGAAUCCUCAUCUGCCCCUACAUUAGAAGCAGGUGUGCCAGAAACAAGUAGCCAUUCUUCAAUAUCAACUCAGUAUAGGCAGAUGAAAAGGGGAUCCCUGGGAGCUCUGACAAUGAGCCAGUUAAUGAAGCGACAGCUGGAACAUCAGUCUAGCGCCCCCCAUAACAUCAGCAACUGGGACACUGAACAGAUACAGCCUGGGAAACGCCAGUGUAAUGUGCCAAUGUGCCUAAACCCUGACCUGGAGGGACAGCCACUGAGAAUGAGAGGUGCCACGAAAUCCAGCCUGCUGUCAGCACCCAGCAUUGUGAGUAUGUUUGUACCAGCACCCGAAGAAUUCACAGACGAGCAGCCGACGGUGAUGACAGACAAAUGCCAUGACUGUGGGGCCAUUCUUGAAGAGUAUGAUGAGGAAACCCUUGGGCUGGCCAUUGUGGUCCUCUCCACAUUCAUUCACUUAAGCCCAGACUUGGCAGCCCCGUUGUUGCUGGAUAUCAUGCAGUCUGUGGGAAGAUUGGCAUCCAGCACAACUUUUUCUAAUCAAGCAGAAAGCAUGAUGCUCCCCGGCAAUGCAGCGGGGGUGGCCAAGCAGUUCCUGCGCUGUAUCUUCCAUCAACUGGCUCCCAAUGGCAUCUUCCCGCAGCUGUUCCAGAGCACUAUCAAAGAUGGGACUUUUUUACGGACCUUGGCCACGUCUCUGAUGGACUUCAAUGAACUGAGCUCUGUUGCUGUCCUCAGUCAGCUCUUGGAGGGUCUAAAUAACAAAAAGAAUUUACCAGCAGGGGGUGCUAUGAUACGCUGUUUGGAAAACAUUGCUACCUUCAUGGAAGCUUUGCCCAUGGAUUCUCCUAGUAGCCUCUGGGCAAUCAUCAGCAACCAGUUUCAGACUUUUUUUGCCAAGCUGCCUUGUGUUUUGCCUCUGAAGUGUUCUUUAGAUUCCAGUUUGAGAAUUAUGAUUUGCCUCUUGAAGAUACCCUCUACCAAUGCCACAAGGAGUUUGUUGGAACCAUUUUCAAAACUGCUCAGCUUUGUAAUUCAGAAUGCCAUCUUCACUUUGGCCUACCUGGUGGAGGUGUGUGGCUUAUGUUACCGAGCUUUCACUAAGGAGAGGGAUAAAUUCUAUUUGUCUCGUAGUGUUGUUCUAGAACUCCUGCAGGCCCUGAAGCUCAAAUCUCCUUUACCGGAUACAAACCUCCUUCUGCUUGUCCAGUUUAUUUGUGCAGAUGCUGGAACCAAACUAGCUGAGUCAACGAUCCUGAGCAAGCAGAUGAUCGCCUCUGUACCUGGAUGCGGGACGGCGGCGAUGGAGUGUGUGCGGCAGUACAUCAACGACGUGCUGGACUUCAUGGCAGACAUGCACACGCUGACCAAACUGAAGAGCCACAUGAAGACGUGUUCCCAGCCUUUGCAUGAAGAUACCUUUGGUGGCCAUCUCAAAGUUGGGCUGGCUCAGAUUGCAGCCAUGGAAAUCUCACGGGGCAACCACAGAGAUAACAAAGCUGUGAUUCGCUAUCUGCCUUGGCUCUAUCAUCCCCCUUCUGCAAUGCAACAAGGACCAAAAGAAUUCAUUGAGUGUGUCUCUCACAUCCGGCUGCUGUCCUGGCUGCUUCUGGGUUCCCUCACUCAUAAUGCAGUGUGUCCAAAUGCCUCCUUUCCCUGCCUGCCAAUACCUCUGGAUGCAGGUUCCCAUAUUGCAGAUCAUCUUAUUGUUAUCCUGAUUGGAUUUCCAGAGCAAUCAAAGACCUCCGUGUUGCACAUGUGUUCUCUUUUCCAUGCAUUUAUCUUUGCUCAGCUCUGGACCGUAUAUUGUGAACAAAGUGCUGUAGCUACAAAUGUUCAAAGUCAGAAUGAAUUCAGCUUCACAGCGAUACUGACAGCACUAGAAUUUUGGAGUAGGGUGACACCCAGCAUCCUUCAGCUGAUGGCCCAUAACAAAGUGAUGGUAGAAAUGGUGUGUCUCCAUGUGAUUAGUUUAAUGGAGGCACUGCAAGAAUGCAAUUCAACAAUUUUUGUCAAGCUGAUACCUAUGUGGUUGCCAAUGAUUCAGUCAAAUAUCAAGCACUUAUCUGCGGGACUCCAGCUUCGCCUCCAGGCCAUUCAGAACAACGUGAACCACCACAGCCUCAGGACGCUGCCGGGUUCCACCCAGAGCAGUGCCAGCCUGGCGGCCCUGCGCAAGUGGCUGCAGUGCACCCAGUUCAAAAUGGCCCAGGUGGAGAUCCAGUCCUCAGAAGCAGCCUCUCAAUUUUAUCCUCUAUGAGCGGACUCCUCGGCUCUCAGUGUCAACACUCUGGUUUAGCAAUAAUGGGUUUCAAAACAAAACAAUUCGAUCCAAGCAGGUUGGGGAACAUAUUGGUACUGUACAUUCUCUUUCUAGUUUAGUAAAAGAUGUGCAAAGGCCGGAGAGGGCCAAAAUGAAGCUUUCUUGCUACACAUUUCUGAUGACUCCUUGGGCUAUCCGAUUAAGUGUUUCCUUACAUUAUUUUUUAAAAACCAAAUCAUUUUUCUUUAACUAACUUCUAUUUUUUUUAAGAAAAAAAAAAUAGACUGGUGGGUACUCACAGAAAAGUUGUAUAAGUCCCCCUGUUGCUAUUUUUGAUGAUAGAGAAUAAAUAGGGUUUUUGAAA
This is a messenger RNA of Orcinus orca (killer whale), 11283 nucleotides long. It is a transcript of the gene UNC79, whose product is annotated as unc-79 homolog, NALCN channel complex subunit. Lineage: Eukaryota; Metazoa; Chordata; Mammalia; Artiodactyla; Delphinidae. The transcript has 51 exons. The coding region runs from base 2907 to 10916 and encodes 2669 amino acids. Gene Ontology annotation, molecular function: protein binding. The record is from RefSeq and is a predicted model, not a curated record.